Molecule: messenger RNA, 4107 nt
Organism: Cololabis saira (Pacific saury)
Lineage: Eukaryota; Metazoa; Chordata; Actinopteri; Beloniformes; Belonidae
Gene: eeig1a
Product: estrogen-induced osteoclastogenesis regulator 1a
Exons: 12
Coding region: 270-1424 (384 amino acids)
Source: RefSeq, a predicted model, not a curated record
AACAAAGUUCCUCCUCUCCUUGCCGAGAUGAGAAAAGGGAGUGAAGAGUCUGUUCUGGCACUUUAAUGCUGUGCAGCCGUCCCUGGUUAGACCUUAAAACCCCCCAGGAUGUGUGCAGAUUUUGCUGCAGAGCUCUCAUGAAAACGCGCUCUGAAACACCAGCGGCGGUCAGAACCGCUCUCUCAGCGUGGUAUCUCUCAAAAUAACCACUCCGUUUCUUUCUUUGCAAAGAGGUUUUUUUUUUUUUUGUGAGUAAAUUUAGUGAAACUAUGGCCUUCUUCGUGAAAAAGAAGAAAUUUAAGUUUCAGACCCAUCUGACCCUGGAGGAGCUGAGUGCGGUGCCUUUCGUCAACGGAGUUUUGUUCUGCAAGCUGCGGCUGCUGGACGGGGAUUUUGUCGCCUCUUCUUCCAGAGAAGAGGUUCAAGAGAACUGCGUCCGCUGGAGGAAGAGGUUCACCUUCUUGUCAAAAAUGAGUGCCAACCCCCACACUGGAGUCCUGGAUCCGUGUAUCUGCAGGGUGUCCGUCAGGAAGGAACUCAAAGGAGGAAAAGCGUACAUGAAGCUGGGCUUCACAGACCUCAACAUGGCGGAGUUUGCGGGUUCUGGCUCCACCGUGCGCUGCUGCCUGCUGGAAGGAUACGAUACCAAGAACACACGGCAGGACAACUCCAUACUAAAGGUGAUCAUUGGAAUGACUCUUCUGUCGGGGGAUCCGUGUUUUAAAACGCCUCCGAGCACAGCAAAGUCCAUCUCUAUCUCAGGACAGGAACACACCUUGCAGCUGGACUGUAAGGGGGAGGGGACCGCCGAGCCCGGGCCGACGGGAGGGGUUUCUCUGGGCCGGAUGCCCAAGCCUCGGUCUUCCAUCAUCAGCUCCGGACUGCUGGAGGAAUCUGAUGCGAAUCAGAACCAGUCCGGUCCUGCAGAGGCUUUCCAGUCUGGUCAUUCCCGGAACUCCAGCUACGCCAGUCAGCAAAGCAAAAUCUCAGGCUACAGCACUGAGCACUCCUGCUCCUCCAGCCUGUCGGACCUCACGCAUCGCAGGAAUACCUCGACAGGAAGCAGCGCCUCCGGGGGCCCGGGCUUCACUGCCGACACCCCCCUGGAGGGAGACAAGGACGCCGGACGUCCAGAAAGACCCCCCCGACCCCCGCGGCCUGUGCUGCCGCCGAACAGGCCCUCGAGGCGGAAGCAGGACUCUGUUGAGAGCCACCCCUGCUGGGUAAACGACACCCGCAUUGAUGCUGACGACAUCGUGGAGAAAAUUGUCCAAAGUCAAAACUUUGCAGAUACCAACCACACUGAAGACAGUAACCUCCGCCUGUUCGUCAGCAGGGAUGGAACCACUGCACUCAGCGGCAUCAGGCUGGGGAACAGGGUGUCUGCCUCCGGCUACGAGCCCGUGGUGAUAGAGAGCCAUUAAGCCAGGCAGCAGCAGUGGACGACACGUUGACCCGUGCAUCGCCCCAUCGUCCGUCUGUCCGGGUCUGUACGCAAGCUUCAGCUGGUCUGAUGCCGGGAGAGGAAAAGCCGUCAGUUUGCACUUUACGUGAAGCCUGUUGCAGCGCCUGCCUGCAACGCCGUUUGUUAACGUGGAGGGCGACUCCGCGUGAAGGCACAAAAUAACUCCAUCUCGCUUGUGUUGCGGUUAAAACAGGAGGUUUGCCACUUCUGGCCCCCAAAAUCAUCUAUUUAUCCCCAGCAAUUUGGUAAAAGUGAAACUCACUGCUCUGGUUGAAGGUGAUCAUCUUCAUAAGACUGUUUAAAUUAUCGAUUGGUUUACUUUGGAGACACUUUAUUUCCCAGAAAAUGUAAAUCUGAGAGAAGGUCAGUGAGCUGCUGUCACAAGGACAUUUUUGUUUUCCAAAGUAAAUGAGUUUUGCAUCAUUUAUUCAACAUAUUUAACAGUUUCUAUGAACAGUAAAUUGCUAAAUUAGUCCACAGAAACAAUUAUAAAACAUUUUCCCUGUUUAGUUCAUAUUUAGAUAAAAGUAUCCAUCCAGUUUCGUUAGUUGACCUCGCUGAACACACAUUUUCAUUAAUCUCACGUGCACCAGCAGUGUAUCACUCAGCUGUGUUUUAGACUAAAAUGUUUUAAACAAACUACAUUACAGAAACUACAUGCGCUUCCGUGUGGUCAGAUGUGGCAAUGCUGCAUAGACUGGCUUUAAUGCAUGACAUUAAACAGUGUUGAAGAUGAGUAGAAGCGAUCCGCUUUAAUACCAGCAGCGGCAGGAAGAUGUUAAAUCUCAGAUGCAUUGCAGAUAUGUUGGGGAUGUGUGGAUGAUUCUGGAUUUAAUUUCCUGUUCUUAUAACAAACUGACCAAUUCAUAAGCUUUACGGUUUACAGCCACACACAUUUAAGAGUGAACGUAAUCAUCUGCUCUCAUGUUGAAAUUGUGUUGUUGUUUUUUUUUUUUUUCAAAUAUAUGUUCAUAAAAUCUCUGUGGAAUUAAAUUGACACCUUCUUGUUCUCUCAAAAGUGCUGAGCAGUAAUCCUGCUGGUUUGGAUUUAAAAUGAUUGUGGCCUUCAGAGGCUCCGCCAUCUCCACUGAAGCUCAGCAGCAGAACAGGAUAAACUAACUGUGCAGUUUACAUACUGGAUGUGUUGCACAAUAAAUAAACACACGUUUGAUGCGUAAUGACGAAUAUUAAAUGCAUCACAUCCAACACUUAAUGUGAUUUGAAAGUUUUUGGAAAACCACUGUGCAGAAAUUUUUUUGUCUGAAAUAGUUUUUCCCUGUUGAUCGGGGGGAAACAGAACCACUGUGUGCCUGACGUUUCUCUUGAAUGAGCCAAAAGCACAUUGAAAACUGUGAUAAGAGUGCUGGUGAUGGUGAGGAGGGAAACGUUUGUUUUUGUUUUGUUGGUUUCUUUCCGUCAGCUUAUCGCUAAGUUUACUAGAAGCCCAACUGUACACUCUUUGCAUGCUCGAGUAUUAAGCUCCAGCUGAGGCAAGGUUUUCUGCUGAGCCGAGUGAACACGUCGACGAUUACGACUGAUGUUCCUCAGCUGAGGUUUUUGUGUUCAGGUGCGAUAAGGAGGGGGUUCUGUGACAGCUGCAACUGUAAAAGUCUUUGUUGCCCCCUGGUGGGGGAACGACAUGCGCUCCAGCCUCGCUGGUGUUUCCAAUGAGCCUUAUUUUGAUUCAGUUUACUGAUUACUGGAAUAAAAAAAAGAAAAGAAAAGCACCACUGAGGCAGGAAAAAUGUGGAGUUUUCACCCCGAACAGAGGAAUCAUGCAGAAACCAGCUGGCUGGUUUUUGUUGCUCUGCAAGUAUUGUUCACAAAAAGAGCAUCUUUUGUUUUAAUCCUGCAAGGGCCACAAAGUUACGCGUCAUGUGUAUGUUUUCUUUUUUUUUUCUCUUUAAGAGCAUGCUGAUUUAUCUGGAAAUAAGAAGUAAAAACAGUGUCCCUUUCACAAACCUCUUUAUGCCCUGAUAGAUUAAAUAAAUUGAUUGACAGAACCAGUUAUAAAUAUUAUACUUUUACUGAACGUUUUUUUUUUACAUUUUUGCUUAUCAAAGCAAAUAAUUUAGACUCAAACUCGUUAAACAUUGCAAAAACCUUAAAAGAACAAUAAAAAACAUGUUUAAGACUCGUGUUUCAAUUUGGACUCUUCUAUGAAGAAUGUCCUUUUUUUUUUUUAAGCGACUUCACCUGUAAACUUGAGUUGUAGUUAGAUAUUUGUUGAGUGAGGCAGCAGUUUUGUCCCUCGCUGCUUCACAUCUUCAUCACGCCGAGCUGCUGAUCCCAGCUCUUCAUACGACUGUCUUUUUCACAGUCCAUCCGCAGCGACCCGUUUAUUGAUCGCAUGCUUGGUAAAACUCACCUCUUGGGAUGAACCACUGAAUUUGGCUCGACAUCGCCACGGUCUUUUGUAUUAUUUUAAAUCAUUUAUUUAAACUUUUUUUGGGGGUCUGGAGGUUGUUAUAAGCUAUGCACAGAACUCGCCUCUUUGAGCUUGUUUUUUUCUUUUUAGUGAUUCUAACAAAUGAUUCUAUUGUAAGAAAGCUAGUUUGAGCUAAAUUUAUAGAAGAUAAAUAUAGUUAAUGUGUAUUUUUUUCUGGUAUAUUUGUGCAGAAAUUACUUAUAAACAAUAAAGU